AGGGAUCGAACCCACGUCCUCAUAGAUACUAGUCAGGUUUGUUACCACUGAGCCAUGAUGGGCACACUGACUCUCUUAAACUAUGAGCCAUGGUGGAACUCCCUAGGCACACACUUUUAAUCAAGAAAUAUGCACAGUUUCCUGAGCAGAAUUGAAAGUUUUAUCUGGGAUAUUUAUUUGAGUCCUGGUUGAUUCUGAUGUACUUGGUUACAUAGAAUAAUUUUUUAAAUUGAGCAGUUUUUUUUACUCUUCAACUUACAUUAGGUCAUUUAUAGAACACUGUCAUAAAAAUUUGAUCUAGCAGUAACAUUUAUAGAACAUUGCCAUAAAAAUUUGAUCUAACAGGAAGAGCCCUGACCUUUCACAUGGUGCUUGUAGCACCUAAUGGGCCCUCUAAUGUUUGUUCAUUACAGGACAGCAGCACUGAGCUCCCAUGAUAGAUAGCUCUAUUACCAGAUAUGUGCCUACCUUGACCAUAGUCCUUUAAGCCUGGAGCAUGCUUGGUGAUUUCAAGAGAUUCUUCAGGUUUUGCAAAUUCAGUGAUUUUAUUGAAUUCAUAUAGGCUAUGUAGCUUCACGUUUGAGGUUUUUAUUGGUUCUGCAUAGAUUAAGUGUACAUUAGGUAUUUUCCCAUAGCGCUUCAUGCUUCUGUCCUUUGGUUUUGUUUAAAUGCUAUGAGGUCAGUGAUCAUGUUCUGAAUAUUGGCAUGCUUUAAAAAAUAGCUUCCAAAACAAAAAUAUCUUAAAAGAACUUGUGAAAGCUAUUAGAGGAUGAAAUGGAGUAAGGGAUUGUCUGGUAGGUUGACCCGCUCCUUCUUUUACAGGUUGACUUCAUCAGUAAAUGUUCCUUCUGCUCACUAAUAACUGAGGGAGUGGACUUUUUUUUAAAUGUAGAUUUUAUCAGCUAGGAAUGUGAGUUUUAGCUAUGAAUCUUGAUGUUUUUAUCCUGGUUGAUAAUUGAUGUUUAUAACCAGUGUGAAUUUAAAUUUAAUUUACUUUCAUUUAAUACGGGAAGAAUUUGUCCUUACAUCAGACUCAAAAAGGUUUUUGCAUAUGGGUCAUUUUCUUCUCAUAGUUAGAAAACUCUUCCUCGUUGACAGGGAACACCCAUGACAUGUCUAUAUAUAGACAUAACCUUAAAAUAGUCUUGAAACUAUCCUUUGGAGUGUGUAUAAACAUUACAAAGGGUAAAAUUUCACAUGUGUAUCCAUGACUUUUAUUAUUUUAAUAGUGCUAACUAGUUUCAGUUGCUUUUAAAGUGUCAUAUAGUUAAGAAAAACCGGCAUUUCUCAGGAUUCUGAAAUAAAAUUAUGUUCAUUUCACUAGUCGUGAAAAUUGUCUGGAUUUCUGGGAAGCAGGAGUAAAGAACAUUUCAACAGGAUUUUGCUAUCAGCAAAUCUGUUUUGGUUUCCUGUUCUGGCCUCCCUACCUAUCAGCUACAUUAGUGCCCUCGUCAUUACGUUUCUCCUUUCUUUUACCACAGGAAAAUUGUCAGGCCUCUUUUUCUAGCAUUCAGGACCCGCCUGACAGGAAAUUUUCUAAUCACCGGAACAGCUGGUAGGGAAAAACUUUGCAGGGGCUUGGCCUUCCCUUUCUAACUUAAGUUUUACCGUCAAAUUCUUUUAUCACCGUCAUGGUUUCGUAGCCAUGUUUAAAUUUUUGUCUUUUCGUGUUCGCUCUAUACAGGAAGAAGGCAGUAUCAAAGAAAUUGCAAUCACACAUCAUGUAAAGGAAGGACAUGAAAAGGCGGAUCCUUCCCAAUUUGAACUUUUAAAAGUAUUAGGGCAGGGAUCAUUUGGAAAGGUUUUCUUAGUCAAAAAAAUCUCAGGCUCUGAUGCUAGACAGCUUUAUGCCAUGAAAGUAUUGAAGAAGGCCACAUUGAAAGUUCGAGACCGUGUUCGGACAAAAAUGGAGCGUGAUAUCUUGGUAGAAGUUAAUCAUCCUUUUAUUGUCAAGUUACAUUAUGCUUUUCAAACCGAAGGGAAGUUGUAUCUCAUAUUGGACUUUCUCAGGGGAGGAGAUUUGUUUACACGCUUAUCCAAAGAGGUGAUGUUCACAGAAGAAGAUGUCAAAUUCUACUUGGCUGAACUUGCGUUGGCUCUAGACCAUCUGCAUAGCCUGGGAAUAAUCUAUAGAGACUUAAAACCAGAAAACAUCCUUCUUGAUGAAGAAGGUCAUAUCAAGUUAACAGAUUUUGGCCUAAGUAAAGAGUCUAUUGACCAUGAAAAGAAAGCGUAUUCUUUUUGUGGAACUGUGGAAUACAUGGCACCAGAAGUAGUUAAUCGUCGAGGUCACACUCAGAGUGCAGACUGGUGGUCUUUUGGUGUGUUAAUGUUUGAGAUGCUUACUGGUACACUACCUUUCCAAGGAAAAGAUCGAAAAGAAACAAUGACUAUGAUUCUUAAAGCUAAACUUGGGAUGCCACAGUUUUUGAGUCCUGAAGCCCAGAGUCUUUUACGAAUGCUUUUCAAACGAAACCCUGCAAACAGAUUAGGUGCAGGACCAGAUGGAGUUGAAGAAAUUAAAAGACAUUCAUUUUUCUCAACGAUAGACUGGAACAAACUGUAUAGAAGAGAAAUUCAUCCACCUUUUAAACCUGCAACUGGCAGGCCUGAAGAUACUUUCUAUUUUGAUCCUGAGUUUACUGCAAAAACUCCCAAAGAUUCACCUGGCAUUCCACCUAGUGCUAAUGCACAUCAACUCUUUCGGGGGUUUAGUUUUGUUGCUAUUACCUCAGAUGAUGAAAGCCAAGCUAUGCAGACAGUUGGUGUGCAUUCAAUUGUUCAGCAGUUGCACAGGAACAGUAUUCAGUUUACUGAUGGAUAUGAAGUAAAAGAAGAUAUUGGGGUUGGUUCCUACUCUGUUUGCAAGAGAUGUAUACAUAAAGCCACGAACAUGGAGUUUGCAGUGAAGAUUAUUGAUAAAAGCAAGAGAGACCCUACAGAAGAAAUUGAAAUCCUUCUUCGUUAUGGACAACAUCCAAACAUUAUUACUCUAAAGGAUGUAUAUGAUGAUGGAAAAUAUGUGUAUGUAGUGACAGAACUUAUGAAAGGAGGUGAAUUGCUGGAUAAAAUUCUUAGACAGAAAUUUUUUUCUGAGCGAGAGGCCAGCGCUGUCCUGUUUACUAUAACCAAAACUGUUGAAUAUCUCCAUGCACAAGGGGUGGUUCACAGAGACUUGAAACCUAGCAACAUUCUUUAUGUGGAUGAAUCUGGCAAUCCAGAAUCUAUUCGAAUUUGUGAUUUUGGCUUUGCCAAACAGCUAAGAGCAGAAAAUGGUCUUCUCAUGACUCCUUGUUAUACUGCAAAUUUUGUUGCACCAGAGGUUUUAAAACGACAAGGCUAUGAUGCUGCUUGUGAUAUAUGGAGUCUUGGUGUCCUCCUCUAUACAAUGCUUACUGGUUACACUCCAUUUGCAAACGGCCCUGAUGAUACACCAGAGGAAAUAUUGGCGCGGAUAGGCAGUGGAAAAUUCUCACUCAGUGGUGGCUACUGGAAUUCUGUUUCAGACACAGCAAAGGACCUGGUGUCAAAGAUGCUUCAUGUGGAUCCUCAUCAGAGACUGACUGCUGCCCUUGUGCUCAGACAUCCUUGGAUCGUCCACUGGGACCAACUGCCACAAUACCAGCUCAACAGACAGGAUGCACCACAUCUGGUCAAGGGUGCCAUGGCAGCUACAUAUUCUGCUUUAAACCGUAAUCAGUCACCAGUUUUGGAACCCGUAGGCCGCUCUACUCUUGCUCAGCGGAGAGGUAUUAAAAAAAUCACCUCCACAGCCCUGUGAAGUGACCUCAGUGAGAUAUUUGGUACCAUGGUGUAAGCUGAUAGCACAAGUUCUGGCGACAGGUAGCACAUAUCUGAGAGACACCUGCAAGCACACACUGUCCCAGCUGGUACCCAUAAUGCUGCUGCUCCUGCUGCUGCUCCCGCUUUCGUCUCUUCUCGCUUUAAAUGAUUGUUAGCAAGUUAGAUUUUCCUGGAGCUUCAGAUGAAAUGAAAAUGGAAACGUGAUGAAGAUAUAUUCACUGAAUCAACAAGAAGAAAUAAUGAACAUAUGAAUACCACCUAAAAAUACACUGAAUAAAGUACUCUACACCACAUAGCAUUAUUUUUAUAGGAAAUAUUUCAUGUCCCUUAAAUAUUCUUUGUUAGUUAUAGGGAUGGACAGUUUAUGUUAAGCACUUAGCUUAAACAAUCCGUUUAUAUUAGCACUGUAUCCCUUGUGCCAUCCAACAUUUUGUAUGUUUUUGUAAACAGUUCAUAUACAGUACAUUUCUGUACUGCUUUCUUUAAUGUAUACAUGCCUUGUUUAACUUGGAAUCUAUUAUUAAUCAAUUGACUAUUAAAUCUGGUUAAAUAGUUCACCUGGAUUAACAGUAUUGUUGGACAGCCCUAAAAAUGGCCAGAUUGUAGAACAGCUGUUGAAUGUAAUACUUCCAAAAUGUACAUAUCUUUCCCCAUGUCUGUUUCACUGGUUCAUUUGUUUGUUUCUUAAAGUCAGGUGCUCUGUUAGGCGAACCUAGAGAGCUGUUUUGGUUAGAAAGUUAUCAUAUGUGUAUGGCAUGACAUCAAGAGUACACCUGUGAAGUUAGUUCAUAUACUUUGCAACUCCUUAGGGUCUUUUUUCCUUAAUUAAGGAAGUAGUCCUUGCACUUUUAUAGUAUCCGUACUUAGUAUUUGGCAUAAAUUUGGGAUUUUUCCCAGUAUACAUCAAAGGCCUCUGAAGAGGCCUGAUAAAAAGAUUGACAAAGGAAAAUUUAGCAACAGGUCAUUCAAGUCCCAUUGGAUAUUUCAUGUUUACAUAGAUCAAAUUGCAGAAUUUAGCAUAUGAAUAACAGGAUACCUACUCUUGUACACCUGCAAGGAAAGUAUGCUUUUUUGGAAAAAAAAGGUAAAUCAUGAUGAAUUCUGUCCCAUUAAGAUGCUCUAUAUUAAACACUAAUUUGAAUGUAAUAAAGGCCCAGGCCUCUAUAUGAAAUUGGGCUUAAACUUUCUUAUUCUGGGGAAUAAAACAUUCUUGAUCAAACAGUAUCUGUUCUAACCUGAACACAUAGCUAAGGUAGGCUAAGUGAAUGUUCAGCAUUGAGUGUUUCCUGAAUUCCUCCUGAUGGUUUAUAGCCACAUAAUGCUUUCUUUAACUUCAGAAAUGAUCAUUUUUCAUAUUGGUUAUUGGAUCUGCUUAUAUUAUUCAUUAUCUACAUCUAAUUUGGUAAUUUCCACAGAUUAAAGAAACAUAUGAACCCAUUAUUACCUGUAUCUUUGCCAAGCUAGAGUACAUCAGUAUGUAAUAUGAAAAACAUGAGCAAAGAAAAGGUGAUUUAACCUAUCUCAUCAAGAAUGUGCCUGAACAGAUCUUUCUUAGUCAUAUACUAAGCAGUUUACAUCAGAAACCUUUUUUCCUGCCAGAAACUUUAAAUCUUCCCCUGAGAGUACAAAGCCACGAAAGCAUGGUUUAUCUAAAUGUCUUGGAAGCCACUUGUUAUUCCUUAAUUUCUCCUGUGUGCAAUUAAAGAGAAAGAGAAAAUCUAUAACAUGCCUUUUGCCCAAGUGAUAGAAAAUGAUUAUUGCAUAGAAAUCAAACUUAAGUUUUAUCUUUUAAGUGAAAAAUGUAUAGGAGGAGAUAUUUCAGAAGACCUAGAUGGAGAAAGUUUUUUUUUUUAAUAUUCUUGAGUAUAUGGAUGCUCUUAGAAGCUGCUUUCUAUUGCCUGGAAAGAAAGCUUUUUUUUUUUUUUCUCUCUAUUACGUGUUUCAAGCCAUGGUCAUCUCAAAUUCUUGUCACUUUAAAAAUGUUAAUGUAACUUUAGGCAAAAAAAGAUAUAUUUUCAGAUUUUUGACACUGAUGCCAUAAGUGCUUAAGUGGUAUUGUCCAUCAUAGUCUUUUAGAACCGGAAGUAAGUGUGUAAAUCCUUACAAUUUAUUUAGUCCAGCUUUCUCAUACUUCAUGUAAAGAACCUGACACCCAAAGCAAAGACUAGAAUUCUUAACUUCCCGUUCUGUUUUUUUUCCCUCCUAACACCGUGCUGCCUUCCUCUCAUAAUUCACUCUACCAGGAGCUGAGUUGUUCAAAAACUACAUAUUUCUUUGGGCAGUCCUCUGCUGGUAUAUGAAUGCCAAGUUAAUUGCUUUCAAAGAUACUGCCUUCUUUGUCUAGUACACCUGCCAGUUUUAUUGGAGAAAAGCAAGUUAUAUAUUCACAAGACUGAAGGCUAUCUGCCUAAAAGCAGUUGAAUCUUCUGUGAUUCUGGUGUUCCUAUUGUCUUUGAUUUACAGCAGACUAACUUGGCCAACAGUAUGCUCUAAAUGUAGUAUUUGUGCUGGGUUAACCUUUCCAUUAAUUUCUCUCCAAGUCCAGUUCCUCCGGGCCCCUAUAGUUGUGGUGGUGAGGCCCUUUACCAGUUAGUGCUGCUGGCUACCAAGGCUUCUCCCAGAAGAUUUUAGUUCAGUCUGAAAGAUAAUUCAAUGUGAAAGAAGGAACUAAACUAUAGGGCCACUUUUACAAAUCUUCUCUUAGUUUAUAAUCCAAAAUAAUAUCCAGAAUGGUAGGUUGAAUUUAACAUUGCCAAGCACAUACUAGAAAAUACGGAUUACACUAUCGUGUGUUUUCUAUCUUCCCUUUCAAGUGAUGAUGCUAAAUGAAGGUAAGUUUUUUGUCCUUUUAACUUUUUAUGUAAGUCAUUUCAGCCCCUUCUAAUUUAUAGAGAUGUCUUCUUUCUACAUACAAUAGACUCUUCACUUUAAAAUAUUUGAUAUGGAUCCCUUUAUGCACAAGCAAGUCCAAAAAUGUAAUAAUUUUGACAAGACACAGAGUCAAGAUGUUGUGAGGCUAACAUGUGGGAAAAGUCAUUUUGCGAGUGUCUGGGAGAGUGUGGUAUAUAUGCAGUAGAGAUUCCACGUUGCACACGCAGUAGGCUACAAGGAACAGGUUUGGGCCAACAAUUACCCAUCUUUUUUUUUCUUUCUUUUUUUUCUUUUUUUUUCUUUUUUGGCCAUGCCCACAGCAUGUGGACGUUCCUAGGCCAGGGACUGAACCAACACCACAGCAGCGACCCUAGCCGCUGUAGUAACAACACCAGAUCCUUAACCCACUGUGCCACAAGAAACUCCUCCAUCUGUUUUUUUAAGAAAUGGUUGCUCUUGGGACCAGGGGAUAUCUCGGGAGAUGGGGCUGGCCUGUUAGCUGUGCCCUGUACCCUCAGCCCAGAAAAGUCUUCAUGAGGGGGCAGAGUGAGUUGGAUAGGAAAGGGGCUGGGAUGGAUCUAGCCUGGGGUGAGAGCAGAAAGGCAUUCAAGAUUUGGGGGCUUGGUACAGAUGCACAUCACCAUGAAAGCCAGCAAUAUACAAUUGAACAUGGUUUUGAUUUUCUCAGCUUCCUGCCCUUUAUAAAUGACCUAAAAGUUUUCAGGUUGCUUUACUAUGUUUUAUAGAGAAAAUUCUCUCUUACAGUGGUAUCGAGCAUUUGAGAUUUAUGAAGGCAUUAGGACAGAUAUCUCAGGAAUGUAAACGGUCAGAAAAGUCUGCUUUCUGUGAUGAACAAAUACAAUGGCUUCCAUGGCUGACCUUGGUGCUUAAACCAGGAGAUUCCAAUCUAGUCCUAGAGUUCUGUCCCUCUGAGAGGUCCAACUCUAUGUGACUAACAAACUGGAUGUAUACUUUGAGCCUUAUUUAAUUCACAGAUAAGUUGACUUAAUUUUUGUUUCAGUUAAUGAAAAUAGUCCUCUUUUCACCUCCGGAUUACUUACAUUUUGCUGGUCUCUCCAAGUGACCAUUGGUGGAGACCAAUUAAUGAAGGGAUGAAAUUCACUUUCUUGGAACUGUGGUAUUCUGCAGAGCCACACUUAACCACUUUUUCUAGUGAAGAAUCUACAGAAUGAUAGCUAAAUAUGGAUGGCCAAGAAGAAUUUAUAUCUACAGUGCGCUUUACGUAUUUUUGACACUGCUGUAUUCUGUGUGAUUGAGUGACUUGUAACUGGUUCCAAUGUGACUGAAUGUGCUCAAAGAACUCUAGUAACUAAGUCAACUUAAUUUUCUUAAGCUUUGUAUUACUAUCAGUCUCACAUUUACCACUUUGAUUCCAGUCUUUUAACUGUUCAUAACAGGGCAUACCAAGGGUUGGGAUGAGAGCAUAAUUCCUACCUCUUAAGGCACUUUCCUCAUUAUUUUGCCAUAUAACCUUGAAGUGCAUGAUAAGCUGUUUAAAUGUCCAUGACUUCUCCCAGAGCAACUAGCAAAGUAUAUGACAUCGAAUAGAGAUUAGUGGAAAGGAAAAUUUAGAGAUUAAGUUCAGAGGUGCAAACCUUGAGAAAACCUCUUUAGAGCACAUACCAUUUGAGUUAAAUAUAUGUAAAUGUUUGUGAGAAGAGAGUCGCUAUAAUAGUCCUCUCUAAGUAGAUUAGUUCAGUAUCUAAUGGAAGUGAAAAUCUUUACUCCUAUUAUCACUAUAGUACUGAAUGAACUGUAUUCAGAGUUUUUCAAACAAGUACUUAAAGUAGAACUUUCAAAUACAAAGCAAGGGCAUAAGGAUAAAGGUUGUGGUUUGUGUUUCUCUUAGUUUACCAUCUAAGGCUUUGUUUUUUAAUUUAAAAAAAGCUUCAAGUUGUUGCCAUUCCUUAGCUUCCUUAAUAAUUAUGGCUGAUGAGUUUUUAACUCUUAAAAUUAUGUACCUAUAUUAAGUUUAUCUUAACUCUUACCCUAAGCAAAAAGGAAGGUAUACACCUAAGGGAUGUAAUUAUUUUGCAUUUUUGGCCAUGGGUGGGAGAGGGGUGGGAAUCUACUUACACCGUUUUUAAAAAAGAAAAAAAUCACAAAUAUUUUUCUACUAUUAUAUAUGAUCUUACUUUAUACUGGUUUCUCUCUAGUAAGGCAUGCCAGAAGCCCAAGGCACCAUAUCAUGAGUUCAUAUGUAUUGUACCUUUUAUUGGUGGUUAAAUCGCAUCAGAUGCUUGGCACUGCUGCCAUAAUUAUGAAAUGCUUGUAAAGGAUUAAAUAUCACUGAAUACUUUAAAUUGUUUUACUUAAGAAUCUAAUCUUGGAAGUUUUCAGAUCAUACUAUUAAUGUGUAAUCUAAGCUCUUUCAGAUGUAUCCAUGAAUAAUCCUGGAACAAUAUUGCUUGUAUUCCUGUCACAGAACAGGUUUUGUAAUCUUUAAAAGAAAUGAAAAUUUAUAUAAUAAAGUUUCGAAUAAAUGCA
Messenger RNA from Sus scrofa (pig), 9183 nucleotides. It is a transcript of the gene RPS6KA3, whose product is annotated as ribosomal protein S6 kinase A3. Gene Ontology annotation, biological process: protein phosphorylation; intracellular signal transduction. The record is from RefSeq and is a predicted model, not a curated record. Gene Ontology annotation, molecular function: ATP binding; magnesium ion binding; protein serine/threonine kinase activity. NCBI's taxonomy places the organism in Eukaryota, Metazoa, Chordata, Mammalia, Artiodactyla, Suidae.